CAUAUAACUCAAAACAAGACGUCAUUUUAAAAAUAUAAUAGGUACUUAUUAUUUCUUAUCCAUUGUCAAAUCCGGCGGAGGAGCUAUAUUAUGUGGUUGUAUUUAAAAAAAAAGCAGUGAAUAUGAUGUGGAAAACUGUGUUUUUAUUGUCUUUGAUAAGCAACUGCUUAGCCCUUCCCUUCGGUUUGGGUGGAAUUUCGUCACAUUUGGAUAAAGCGAAAGGUCUCACCGACCAUUUAGGGUCAUUACCCGACGAGCCUAGUGAUGAUGACCUUUCGGACCCAUCAAAGAAAAUUCCGGGACAUGAUGACCUUUCUGACCCAUUGAAGAAACUCCCGGGACAUGAUGACCUUUCUGACCCAUUGAAGAAACUCCCGGGACAUGAUGACCUUUCUGACCCAUUGAAGAAACUCCCGGGACAUGAUGACCUUUCUGACCCAUUGAAGAAACUGCCGGGACAUGAUGACCUUUCUGACCCAUUGAAGAAACUCCCGGGACAUGAUGACCUUUCUGAUCCUUUGAAGAAACUGCCGGGACAUGAUGACCUUUCUGACCCAUUGAAGAAACUCCCGGGACAUGAUGACCUUUCUGAUCCUUUGAAGAAACUGCCGGGACAUGAUGACCUUUCUGACCCAUUGAAGAAACUCCCGGGACAUGAUGACCUUCUGCACCCUUUACACGACCAUCUCCUGGAUCCGCUAAAGAAAAUUCCAGGUCUUGAUGACCUUAAGCAUCCUUUGGAUAAAAUACCUGGAAAGGACGUAAUCCACCAUAUCCUUGAUCCACUACACAAACACCCACAUAUUCCCUCUAUUCCAGAUAUUCCUUCAGCAACUCCGUGCGAUGAUGACGCUGUAACUCCCCCAACAAAACCUGAUACACCCUCAGUGACCACACCAUCAGUUGCUACUCCAACUACGCCUAAAACACCAUCAGUUACUACUCCAACAACACCUAAAGCACCUUCAGCUACUACCCCUACUACUCCUUGCGAUGAAGAUGUCCCAACUACACCUAAAACACCGUCAGUUACUACUCCUAAAACCCCAUCAGUUACAACUCCUAAAACCCCAUCAGUUACUACUCCUAAAACCCCAUCAGUUACAACUCCUAAAACCCCAUCAGUUACAACUCCUAAAACCCCAUCAGUUACUACUCCUACUACUCCCAAAACGCCACCAGUCACCCCUCCAUGUGAUCAGGAUGAUCCAGCUAAAGGGACGCCGUCUUCUAAGCAUGAUGACCCUUCAGAAAUUCUAUCAAAAUUGAAACCUGAAGAAAAGAAGCAAUUGAAGAAAUUCCUCCAUUUCUUGGAUGGAAUUUUCAAAUCAGAAUAGAACCAAGUACUAAAGAUAUCUACAAUAAGCAUUAUUGGCGCUUUAUUCAGAACGUUUUGUAACGUCGAAUGUGUAAUUAAUAAGACAAAAAUCUAA
Molecule: messenger RNA, 1433 nt
Organism: Amyelois transitella
Lineage: Eukaryota; Metazoa; Arthropoda; Insecta; Lepidoptera; Pyralidae
Product: proteoglycan 4
Exons: 3
Coding region: 123-1337 (404 amino acids)
Source: RefSeq, a predicted model, not a curated record